Tribolium madens (black flour beetle) is the source of this 2211-nucleotide messenger RNA. RefSeq names its product cell adhesion molecule 3 (gene beat-IIIc). The record is from RefSeq and is a predicted model, not a curated record. The transcript has 6 exons. NCBI's taxonomy places the organism in Eukaryota, Metazoa, Arthropoda, Insecta, Coleoptera, Tenebrionidae. Bases 437 to 1315 code for a protein of 292 amino acids.
AGUUAAUCGCUCGAGGAGUCAACACCUGGCAUUUCUGUGUAAACUCGGGGGGUUUACACAAUCAGAAUUGAACGUCCGUAAAGCAGAAUUUUUCCGGUGUCUUCAGUGCGCGUGCUUUUAUUUAUAGUCGCGCCAAUUCCAGCCAUCUGCCAGACGCUUUUCUAAAAAAUCCAAUAAGCUGAGCAUGCAGUAUAGGGUGCAGGGUGUCGACCGACUCCGAUCAUCAUCGACCCCGACCGAAAAUCCUCCAGUCAACGCAGCGUCGGUGGAGUCCUCAGUUGUCCGCAUUCGACCGUCGCGACGCUUUACAACUUGCGAGCUUUAUUGUGCGAUGACGUGAAAUUUGGUGAUUUUUGGUGGUUUCUCGUGCAGUGUGUGACCUCGUUAUGUGUUGUGAACUUGUCUCUGUGCCAAAAGUGAAGUAAUUGCGAUUGAAAUGGCCGGAUUUUUACACUGGAGGCUCAUUUGCUGCGUUUUGCACUUUUUUUUGCAAGGUGGCCUCUCGUUGCAUUUGCUGGAGCUUCGAGUCCCUAGUCCUGUGGUGAGGAACCAGGACGUCCGUCUUGAGUGCCACUUCGACUUGGACGACGAGGUCCUAUAUUCCGUAAAGUGGUAUAAGGACGGCAAUGAGUUCUAUCGCUAUGUACCCCGAGACAUGCCACCUGCUCAAGUCUUCCAUCUUCCGGGCAUCAAGGUCGAUAUCCACAACUCGAGCGAAUCUGCUGUCGUUUUGUCUUCCGUUGAGCUCUCCAGCAGCGGUGUUUACAGAUGCGAGGUCUCUGGAGAGGCCCCCUUCUUUCAGACCGUCACUGAACAUCGCGAGAUGAUGGUUGUAGCAUUACCGGAAGAGGGCCCUCGAAUAUCAGGUGGCCGUCCCCGCUAUCAAGUCGGUGAUACAGUUCGAGUGAAUUGCACGUCGGGUCGGUCGAAACCCGCCGCCAAUUUGAAAUGGAUGAUCAACGGCGAGCCAGCAGAUCCGAAAUUCCUCAUUCCUCACAAUAAGAUCAUCACUGGUCGAGAAGGACUCGAGACUACGGUUCUAGGACUGCAGUUUGUCGUGCGUCAUAAGCACUUCAAACGGGGAGAUAUGAAGCUCAAAUGCGUCGCUUCGAUCGAAAGCGUUUAUUCGCGGAGUAACGAAGAGAGUGUUGAAGGAGAACGGCCUCAAAGGGCCUCGGUUUUGGAAAGUCGGGGCACGGUGGCGCCCGCGGGGUCCAGGGCCGACAGGGUGCAAGCCGCAGGAAGCCGGAAAGCAUUUCUCCCUCAUGUUUCCCUCGUCGCGAUGUGUUGUUUUUUAAUGUUAUAUCCAAGGUAAUUGUGUUCUCUCGAUCAGAUUUUGCUAAUAAGCCAAAGACACUUGUGUGAGUGAUAUGAAUUUAACUGUUGCUUUGUACAUUCCUUUAUUAUUGCUUUGUUUUCGUCUUGUUAAAGUUUCGUAGUUUCAUAUGGCACUAAUUUAAGAAUUAAGUUUUAAGUUCGGUAUAUGUUUAUAAAAUGUAGCCAUUUACUAUUGUACAUAUCUAUAAUUAAUAAAUGUUUCCAACAAUCAAAUCACUCUUCUAGUCGUAUCAUUUCGGGCAACUUGCCCUUAUCAUAGAUUGUAAAUUUAAACGCUUUUUUCUCUCGAAGAGGGGAGCUUUUAAAUAAGUGGCACAUGUCAUUGUAAUUAAUGAAUUUUCCAUUUAUUACCAAAUUAAGGCUAGUCUGUUAAUGAAACUGAAUACGUUUAUGAUUUAAAUUUUAGGGAAAAAAUUGUAUAAAAUCCAAAAACACGUUAGCGCUUAAGGUUUAAUGCACUUGAUUCAAAUCUAAGUCCUGCAUGAAAUUUUUCGGACAAGAUAAGUUUUGAUUUUUAGUCUUAGUUCCUAAAAUUUAUCUUGCCAAAAUUUCAUGUUACUUUACAUUAAAAUAAAUCCCUGUGAUGAAAAAAUUGUAAGGUUGACGACACGAGGUCAAUUGGUGGUUAAUUAGGGUCAAACGUCUCGUUUGACUAUAACUAAAUUUAUAUGUAGCGAAAAUUAAUUUUAAAUAUUGUGUAAUUACUCUAAAAUUAACUAAAUGUAUAUAUAACGCAUGAGUAUUGCUGUAACAAUGUUAUUGAGUUUGAACCGUAUUGAGAUGGGCUCUCUCGGUUCGAAGUCAAAUCCUAACAGUUUAAAAAUUACACUUAUAUGUAUUUUAUUUUGGAAAAAAUAAAAACGGAUUAUGGUA